Suillus clintonianus is the source of this 1332-nucleotide messenger RNA. RefSeq lists its product as uncharacterized. The record is from RefSeq and is a predicted model, not a curated record. Lineage: Eukaryota; Fungi; Basidiomycota; Agaricomycetes; Boletales; Suillaceae. Bases 149 to 1237 code for a protein of 362 amino acids. The transcript has 4 exons.
GAGGCAGCGGCUCUUGAUAACAAGCCUCGUGGGAUGCUGUAUUGCCGCAGUAUAAAAUUUGGUUGAAAGACAUCCCCCUCUCUCGAACCUUGCAACUUCAGCCUUUUCCAGUUUCUCGCCAGUCUGAGUCGACCCUUUCACAAUAUUCAUGUCUCGCUCAGAUAGACAAGUAGCAAUAACUGGGGUCCUCAUGGACCCCGAAAGUUUGUCAUGCACGGUUUGGGUGAACCGAGACGCCACAUUUCAACAAAUCAUUAUAGUACUAAGUGAACGACUUUCCGCAAAGUACAACACCCUCUUCGACCCAAAAAACCCCAUCGUAUUGGAAGAUCUAGAGUUCUUUAUAGCAUCCAAUCCGCUCACUAGUGACUGUGUCUUGGAACCAAUAACAAGUCUAUCCAUCCCUGCGCCAUUGGACCGGACCUUUACUGUAUUAUUUAAAAUGCCGAAAUCACACGCAUUUCGCGCACUGGUGAACGAGAACAAGGAAAACAGCUCUCGGAUGUCCGCAGACAUUCUUGUACGGGACGAAGAAUUGUCAGAGCUGAAGGCAGAGAGAAAAACUUCCCGAGGCAACAAAAAUAAAGGUGGUUCAGUGGCAUACAUAUCAGCGACUGACAGUUCCUCGAUUCAGAAGGCUCUGGAUGAUAUGCGCCGGGAUUUGCGCGAACAGUCUAGUUUAAUUACAGAGCAAGCCAGCAAACUUACGGAACAAGCGAGCAAACUUUCGGAACAAACCAUCAAACUUUCAGAACAAGCCAGCAAACUUACGGAACAAGGUGACAAGAUAAACCGGCUCGAAGCUUCAAACGCACAGACAACGGCCACCCUGAACCGCCAAUCCACGACGCUUCAUGCUCUCCAUCGUCGCGUGGUACUCGAUGAGGCUCGUGAUGUCCUCAUCAACCGCUACGGUCUCGCUAUCAGCGAUCUUCGACUUGGAGCUACUGGCCGGAAGCGAGGAGGGGCUCUGGGUGAAUUGGUGCGGAGUGUGCGUUCGAAGUUAAACGCAGAAGAUGCAGCUCUGCUUCCCGAUGACGCCUUGAAAAUGAUUUUCGAUGGCGGCAAGAAUACCGUCCGCCAACAAGGGAAUGUCGCGGCUCAUAAUGCCUCCAAGGAGGAACUGAGCUUAGCUGUCCUAGGGACAGGGUUGAAUUCGUCGCAAUUGGCGUCAUUGGAAAUGGUCUACAAAUUUACGCAUAACGAAGUUCCGAAAUUGCACCCACAGGAGAUCUAGAAAAUCUUCAUAUGUUGCUGUCUUUCACGAGACAUAUACACUGUACACUAUUACUACAUCACUCAAAUACCAUACAUGGAACGGUCAGAGAUUUU